AUGAAGGUAGGAGAAACACUUCACAAUUCUGCUAGUCGGUAUUGGGAGCUUUACAAUGAGAUCGGUAAGGGCAACGAGAAGAUUAAGGCGAGCACCUUCAGAAUGGGGUCGCCCGAGGACUCUGAACUACGGGAGUCGUUGACGAGGAAGCCUCUCAAAGAUAUGAGGCAGUUCAUGAGGCAUAUUAAGGAGUACAAAUGCCUAGAGGAUGACCGGCUGCAAAGUAAAGGUAAGGCCCUGCUAAUGAAUCAUCCAUGGCAGGGCGGUUUUCAGUCAAGGCCCCGAAAGGAUUUAAGGAUACAAGAUUCGGAGAUACAAAUAAGGGAGGUGAAUGUGACAUUCAAGGAGCCGAUACAGGAUCGUAGACCGGAUCAAGAACGAAACGUAUUUCCAAUGGGCGAAAAAGAUGGGGGGGAUAAGGGGCAUACCACCGAGCAAUAUCGGGUGCUAAAAGAUCAUCUAGGGCAAUUAGUGAAAGCGGGAUAUUUGAAGGAAUUUGUGGUGGAUUCAGGGAACCGAGGUACCGAGCAAGGUGCUCAGCAAAGGGGAAACCCUCUCCCACCCCCAUUAGGAGUGAUUGAAGUCAUUUACGCUGCCUCGAGGGGUACUACUGUGACAAAGGGGAGAGGAGUAUUAACUGUAGUGCCUAUAGAAGAUUGCUUGGGUGUGCAACCCUCCGAAAAGAGGAUGAAGUUUGCUCGGAAGCCUAUCGCUUUCAACGACAAUGAUCUAGAAGGGACAAUUUAG
Quercus lobata is the source of this 747-nucleotide messenger RNA. RefSeq lists its product as uncharacterized. The record is from RefSeq and is a predicted model, not a curated record. The coding region runs from base 1 to 747 and encodes 248 amino acids. The transcript is spliced from 2 exons. Lineage: Eukaryota; Viridiplantae; Streptophyta; Magnoliopsida; Fagales; Fagaceae.